This is a messenger RNA of Peronospora belbahrii, 1383 nucleotides long. NCBI's taxonomy places the organism in Eukaryota, Oomycota, Peronosporomycetes, Peronosporales, Peronosporaceae. The record is from the annotation of a GenBank genome assembly.
AUGAGCUCAGCAGCGCUCAUGCCGUCAAAACUCCGCCGGUCGUGCAGCCUGCUUGCGGGUGUGUUGCUAAUGUUAGGAGUUGGCUCAACAUACGCCAUGUCGGCGUGGAAUGCGCAGCUUAAGAUCCUGCUGCACUCUACGCAGGCGGGAAUCUCCAUGGUCUCUGCGAUGACAAUGUUAGGAACGUACAUGUCGUAUAUUCCAGGCGCUAUUUUCGAUCGAUUAGGACCAUACACAAGUGUGUUAAUGAGUGGAUUCGCGAUUCUGGUUGUCCAUCUAUCCAUUUUCAUAGUGCUGCAAUUUUCCCCAGAGAGCGGAAGUCCAUUGGGCAUAGGCGCGGCAAUGAUGUUGUUUGGACUUCUUAGCUCCUUCUGCGUCUUUGCAUCCAUGGUGACGAAUGAGUCGCUAUUUGGAGAUGCCAACCGUGGUAAGGUCAUGGCAGUCCUUACUUCAGCUUACAGCUGCGGUGGCGCCUUCUUUGCCUUUGUUUUCCACGAGGCUUUCCACAGUCGUGACGUGCCAGGGUACUUCCUAUUUGUAGGAAACUACCUGCUAGCCGCGUGCGUUUUCGGGUGGCGCGUGUUCGCUUUUCCAAUGCGUGAGGAUAAUAGCACGGACACAAAACGUAGAGUUGAGAGUCUGGAAUUUAAUCUCGGUAGGAGUAGUAUGGAAUUCGAUGGACUAGUAAAUAGUGCAGCUAGUAAUAUGCCCGACGAGAUUACAGGUGUGGCCUUACUGACAGAUAAGCGGUUCUGGAUGCUAUUUUUUCCAGUGAUGAUUGUUGUUGGUGCGGGGCUGCUGAUUAUGUCUAAUGUGUCAUUUAUCGUGGAGUCAUUGGAUGGACCAAUCGAGCAAGUCCCCUUUAUGGUGGCGCUAUUUUCAAUUGUUAACAUGUUUGGUCGUCUCGCAACGGGAGCUGUCUCGGAUCUUCUUCUUGCACGAUAUCCUCGUGCGUACUUUGCUGUCAUCUCGGCACUUCUUACAGCCCUUACGCAUGUGGUCUUCUUGUCUGUCCCACCCAGUUGGCUUGUUUUGCCUGUGGGUUUGGCUGGUUUUUCUGAGGGAGUUAUGUUUGGCUCAUUCCCUGUUAUUAUUCGUGAGGAGUUUGGUGUGCAGAACUUUGGCAAAAACUUUGGUCUCAUAAGUCUCGCUAACUGCAUUGGGUACCCUCUUUUCUUUGGUCCGUUGGCGUCGUACGUGUAUCAGCGCUCAGCAACAACGCAUACCACGAACAGCAUCGAGAAAUGCUUUGGUGGCCAGUGUUUUGGACCCGUGUUCGUCGUGGUCAUCGUGCUCUCAAUAGUGGCGUUUGCCUGUUGCAUACAUUUGGCACGGCUGCAGCGACGUUACAAGUAUGACAGAUAUCAGCACAUUCAGCUUUAA